Molecule: messenger RNA, 2043 nt
Organism: Purpureocillium takamizusanense
Lineage: Eukaryota; Fungi; Ascomycota; Sordariomycetes; Hypocreales; Ophiocordycipitaceae
Exons: 5
Coding region: 6-1778 (590 amino acids)
Biological process (GO): regulation of DNA-templated transcription
Molecular function (GO): DNA-binding transcription factor activity, RNA polymerase II-specific; zinc ion binding
Source: RefSeq, a predicted model, not a curated record
ACGGCAUGCCCCGGCGUCAUCAGGUUCGCAUGGCCUGCCAGCGCUGCAGGAGGAAAAGAGCCAAGUGUGACGGUGAGGACCCCUGCGAGAGGUGCACGGAGACAGGCUUCGAGUGCACUUUCGAUCACUCCCGACGGGAGUCCAAGGACGACUUGCGCGCCGAGAUAGGGCGGCUGCGGCGUAUCAUCGAGCGGAGCGACGCGCUUCUCGAUGCCCUAUCCUCCAUGGACGAUGCCUCGGCGUACCAGAUGGUGGUACAGGGCCUCAUGGACGGCACCGUCACGCGCCAGUCCAUCUUUGACGACCUUCCCGGCCACCUGAAAAUCGCCGGAGCGCCUGAGCCCAGUGGUCCCCCCCGGGCUGUCGCGUCGUCUCUCCGUUGCGACUCAAAGGACACUUCUUCUGUAGGGGGCUCCAGCACCGAUGCUCGGUCAACGAUGUGCCCGCGCUGUCGCUGUGCGCUGUCGGUCACUUCGACGGUGGCCGAUAGCGACGAAUUUUCUGAGAGGAUAAGCGAGCAUCAUGCUUCGGCCGACGCGCAGUCCGAAUCUAACUGGCUCGCGACGCCGAGUUCCACUGCCGGCUCAGUUCUCUCGCUGCCGUCUCUAUCUAGAGAAGAAAAGAUGCAGCGGACUGACCCCUGGACGCGCACUGGCUGGUCGGCCGCGAAGAUCAAGGACCACCUUGAGGUACUCCUGACGUGGGACUACCUGCCCUUCUGCCUCCUACGCCAAGAUAUCUUUCUACAGGAUUUCAUCAGCGGAGACGGGCGUUACUGCUCCCCGGCGCUCGUCAAUUCACUCCUCGCCCUAUCGACACGGAUCGUAGGCGAGCAAACUCCUUAUGGACAGCAGCAGCAGCAGCAGCAGCAGCAAGAAGGCUACCUUGCCAAUACGGUCGAUAGCGGAUCUCGCUCCUCUGGCUGGUCUGAUGGUCAGGCCUUGUUCGACGAGGCCGAGGCCCUAGUCAGCGGCCAAGGGCAGCCGAACCGGCUCCCGGACAUCCAAGCCUUAGGCAUGCUGGCCUUAUAUCAAGUCAGUCGCGGUCGCGAAGCCGAGGCGAGAGAGCUUGCUGAGGCGUUCGCGGUCGCGAUUACAGAGCUGUGUCUCCGAGAACCGCUCGACGCAGAAGAGCAGGACGGCCAGUUCGCACUGGUACGGGCGACGACAUACUGCGGCGCCAUCUCGCUUGUCCGGAUACUCAAGCUCAUGACAUCCCAGCCUUCUGGGAUGCGUGCUGCAAUGAUGGUUGCCGAUGGUGUCGCCCUCGACCAGCCGCCGCCCUGCGCCAACGGCUCCAACGAGCCGCCCGUCAUCUCGGUUGAACCACGUACUCUAGCCGGCGAGCACAGGUCUCAGCUGAGCAGCCUGCAGCUCAUCCCAGCCAAGAUUUUUCAGCUCACGGAGUGGGUGUAUACGAUUCUUGCGUCGUCACCUACGGCCACGGAAGACGAGGUGGUGCUCGUAUACCAUCAGUGCCUGAACUGGUACGAGAGUUUCUUCGCGCUCCAGACGGACGGGAGCAACUCGCCGUUUGUGCUUUUUAUCCACAUGUAUUACCAAUUCUGCUUGCUCUCCCUCUUCAGGCCCCGUGUUGGCAAGCCCAUCGAGGGACUGGGUGUGCAUCCGCGCGAGAUUUGUCUCCAGGCUGCGCAGUCGAUCCUCGGGCUCUUACAGUCGUACGCCGGGCUGUUCGGCCUGCACCGGGUGGCUCCGCUGGUGCAGUACUUUGUGUGCGCGUCGGCGUCACUUAGCCUCGCCAUUGAAGAGGCCGGAUAGGCGCUGUACCUAUUGCUCACCCCUUUGAUCACGACGACGGGAUCGCGGUCAAAACAGCCGAGCCAUCAGAGGGCGCGAUCAAGCCGGAGCCUGGUGACGACCCGAUGGACGUUGAAACGCACCGCGGCCACGAUUCAAGCGGCGAACAGGACGACUGGCGAUCGUCGCGUGCUUGAGCCAUGUAUUUAGCAUGUCAAAAUCAAGUGGAACAGAGUCUGUAGGCAUCAUUCCUCCCGUAUAGUCACCGCACAGCAUAGAUUACGAG